UAAGUCCUUAACGAGAUGCCGUCCCUUUCCCGUUACCAUGGCAACACAAACAGCACUGUAGCUUUAAGGAUGGUUAACAAAAGUCUCUCCGAGUUGUACAAAGCUGUCUGCGUCGAACAUCAGAUAAAACUAAACCCAGACAUUUUAGAAGUCUUGGAGAAGACCAAGGUAUCAGAGAAUUUCACCUUAAAACUGACAGGUAACAACAGACUGAGACACAUUCAGAGACUCAACGAUGGUGAUGCCCUUGUCGUCUCUAAAUGUCUGCAAAACAACAAGUGUGUGACUGGCCUCGACGUGAGGUACAACAACAUAACCAAUGAAGCAGUUAAACAUCUUGUCGACCUCUUGCAGCAGGACAAGAACUCAGCUCUGCGCACUUUAGACUUGAUGUUCAACAACAUUGAGUCAGAUGGAGCUGAAGUCCUUGCUAACUGUCUGCAGUGUAACUGCAGCUUGCUCACUCUCAGACUGUCAGGUAAUAAGAUCAGGAACAGAGGAGGUAUGCACCUGGCCAGCAUGCUGCAGGUGAACAACACACUGCAGGAGCUGGAGAUGGCUGACUGUGACCUGGUAAGCACAGGUUUUCUCACACUGUGUGAGUGUGAGCACUCCCAGCAGGUGGCAGUGUCUCUGAGCUUUUUUCUGUCCCUGCAGGCCACUCAGAGUGUGAUUGCGUUCAGCAUCGUGUUGAAAAGCAACAAGGCUCUUCGCUCUUUUGAUAUCAGCCGGCCGCUCCUCUUCAGCCAUCAGGAGGAAUGGGCGGUGCGCUUCUCUGAGAUGCUGGCAGUGAACAGCAGUCUGGUGGAGCUCCACCUGGGGAAGAUGGGCAUGACCAACACUGGAAUGGAGAAGCUGACUGAAGGCCUGAGGCUGAACCGCAGCUUGCGCUUUUUGGACUUGCGCUGUAACCGUGUGACUCAGGAUGGUGUGCGUCUUCUUGCUGAGGUUCUGAAGCAGAAUACGGCUCUGGAGAUUUUAGAUUUGUCAUCCAAUCGUAUCGAGGAUGAAGGUGCCGUCUACCUGAGCGAAGCCAUCACCUGGCCAGGAUGCACCCUGAGAGAGCUGUCUGUCAUCAGCAACAACAUCAGGACAGAGGGUCUGGUGUCUUUGGCUCAGGCUUUGAAAGCAAACGCAACACUAACACACAUCUACAUCUGGGGAAACCACCUGGAGCAGCCCGUUUGCCAGGCCUUCGGAGAGCUGAUAUCCAGUGGCCGCCUGUCACCAGAGCAGACAGACGUCAGUCCCUACAAGGUGGACAGUCAGGUGUUUCUCGCGGAGGUUUUCCAUAGUUUGAGGAAACGCUUUUAUAGUAUGGACACUAACAGUUCAGACACAUGCUCAAACUCUGACACCUCUCUAGUGAAUGCGACAGGCAUGUCCACCGACGUUGCAGGAACGAGCCCCGAUGCCCCACUGGUUCCUCUGCAGUCCUACUGGUAAAAAGUAAAUUCAAAGCUCAUACAACAACAAAUGGAUGUCAGA
Messenger RNA from Mugil cephalus (flathead mullet), 1488 nucleotides. RefSeq names its product leucine rich repeat containing 34 (gene lrrc34). The transcript is spliced from 9 exons. The record is from RefSeq and is a predicted model, not a curated record. Lineage: Eukaryota; Metazoa; Chordata; Actinopteri; Mugiliformes; Mugilidae. Gene Ontology annotation, molecular function: protein binding. The coding region runs from base 16 to 1446 and encodes 476 amino acids.